Molecule: messenger RNA, 1781 nt
Organism: Sinocyclocheilus rhinocerous
Lineage: Eukaryota; Metazoa; Chordata; Actinopteri; Cypriniformes; Cyprinidae
Gene: rab26
Product: RAB26, member RAS oncogene family
Exons: 9
Coding region: 376-1122 (248 amino acids)
Molecular function (GO): GTP binding; GTPase activity
Source: RefSeq, a predicted model, not a curated record
ACUGAUUGUUGACAACGCGCCCUGCGCGCGUGCACUACUAUGAUGCUCAAAGGAGUGAGGAGGUGAAUUUUCUCUUCACACUGACGGAGCAGCUUCACAGGCAGGGUCCAGAGACGCUUUUUCUUUUCUGAAAAAGCAACAACAAAUUGUCGGAGCAGUUGCGUAAAACGGAGCGGCAUCGCGAGGAACAGAAGCAGGUGCGCUGCUCGCACUCUUUAUUUGACGGAGCCCUGAAGUCAUGCGCGCGCUACUUGAUGAAAAGUUAAUUCACGCGUACUAAGACACAGACAGCGGGAGAAGUGAAGUGCACAGAGCGCGCGUUUCGCUGCUCAUUAAUUACUCGUCGUACGUUCGCACUGGGAAUAAACAAUCAUAAUGUCGAGGAAAAAAGCGGUCAAAGGGAAGGGGAGUUCAAAUACACCGAGCUCAUCUCCGAGCAGCGAUAAAGAGAAGGGUAAGAAAGUCCUGACCCAGUCCAACGGAGUGGUGCAUCCCAGCAGACCCUCUCUCAGCAACAGCGGAGAAUUCUACGACAUCGCCUUCAAGGUAAUGCUGGUUGGUGACUCUGGGGUGGGGAAAACCUGUCUGCUGGUUCGCUUUAAAGAUGGAGCGUUUCUUGCUGGGAGCUUCAUCUCAACAGUCGGUAUAGACUUCAGGAAUAAGGUUCUGAACAUUGAUGGUGUGAGAGUUAAACUACAGAUCUGGGAUACGGCAGGACAGGAGCGAUUCAGGAGCGUGACGCAUGCCUACUACCGAGACGCUCACGCUCUUUUGCUGCUCUACGAUGUGACAAAUAAAGCUUCUUUUGACAACAUACAGGCCUGGCUCACAGAGAUUCACGAGUUCACUCAGCAGAACGUAGUGAUCAUGCUUCUGGGUAACAAGGCCGAUUCCACACAUGAAAGGAUUGUGAAGAGAGAGGAGGGUGAAAAACUGGCUAAGGACUUUGGCGUUCCCUUCAUGGAAACCAGUGCUAAAUCAGGUCUGAAUGUGGAGUUGGCCUUCACUGCUGUGGCCAAGGAACUGAAGCACAGGGAGAUGAAGGAGCCUAACGAGCCAAAGUUUCAGCUGCAGGAGUAUGUUAACAAGGAGAUGAAGGGAGUCGGCUGCUGUCGCUCCUAAAGCCGCGCGCGCUCGUGCGCAUCCAUCUCUCUGUCUGUCUGUUUGUGUGUUUUCCACUUUCAUCCUCUUCUCUCGCAUAAAUUGGAUGCCUGUCAGAUAUUCUUCUGCGGCUCUGGAGACUUUCAUUUUCAAACGCUGUGUUCUUUCUUUGGACCUCCAUGCACUUCACAGCUCGCAAACAAUAGCGAACGACACGAAGCUAACGUGGUGUAAAGAGAAGCAGUCAUCAGAAUGCAAUUGGCACGUGCUUAAAUAUUCACACCCUCAAUAAACACAGACCCACCGCUCCAAGCAGCUGUGAAUGUAUGUUCAACACUCAUGACCAGUGUGUCUCAAAGUUAGCUUUUAUUACAUGGCAAAAUCAUUCAGUUAUCCAAUUACUUAGUUAGAUGUACUUUUCUGUGGCAGCUUCACUUGAACCCAAUUAUAUACCACUUUUCCUGUUAAAAAUACCCUCAAGUGUGUCAUAAACGUGGUUGUUCAGCACAGAGAAAAUUACAAGUGUAAAAGCAUAAUUAACAAAGACUUAUCUUUUUAUAACUUGCGGUUUUCUGUGGUUUCAGUCUCAUUUGGUAAAUGUCUUACAAAAUGAGUCCUUUGUAGACAUUGAAAAAUAAGUGCAACAUUUUUAAAAUUGUGUUAGUGAGAUGCUUAAUUUU